Messenger RNA from Ilex paraguariensis (yerba mate), 915 nucleotides. The record is from the annotation of a GenBank genome assembly. NCBI's taxonomy places the organism in Eukaryota, Viridiplantae, Streptophyta, Magnoliopsida, Aquifoliales, Aquifoliaceae.
AUGCCGUGUGCGCAAGCCCAAGGGCCAUAUGAUGAAAUUAUCCCUCAUCUGGAGCCAGGCCGCUUGCCGUCCACUGUUGAUCCAGAUGCAAUGCAGCCACCUGACAAGGGGAAAAAGUUGCCCCAGCGUCCAGUCCGUAUCAGUGCGUGGAAGCUUGCAAAAUUGGACUCUAAUGAGGCAGUGAAGGCGGGUGCCAAGGCUAGAGCUUCAUCAUCUGUUUUAUGUCCAGUAGGUUCCAGACAUCAUCAAUAUGAUGCUGAUCAUUUUUCCAGUAGCAAUGUGAGUGGCAGAAGCAGUCCAACCAGCACCAAUCAUGGAUUUCAUGAAAGAAAUGCCAGAGCAGGGACAUCUAGGUUAUCUCCUUCAAAGAGUUCAUACCCACCGAGUCGGGCUAGCAGGGACGAUACUGAAACGUGUGGUCACAGCCUUAGUAACUUAAGCAGUCCUCAUCCUUCUAACCUCACCCCUUCUCCAUUAGAGCAGCCGGCUUCAAACAGAGAUCAUGUCAACCCUGUAUAUCUAUCCUCAACAGAUCAAUCUCCUCGGUCAGCAAAGGCAAGUGAUGCACAUCAAACUAGAGUUAGCGAUUUACCAAUGAGGAGAAAUGUGGGUGCUGCAGAAAAUUCAAGGUCUUCUGUGUUUUGGGAUCAAGAAGCUGGGCGCUUUGUCUCUGCAGCCACCAGAAGUGUUGGUUCUUCCUCUCAUGUAUCCGGAACAGAGCUUACAUACACAGGUCAAUCUAUAUUCUUCGGGGGUCCCCUUGUGAGUGAAGAGUCGAGCAGAGGGACAAGAAUUGGCAGCUCCCUGCCUGCUGGUCCUGACAGAGGUUCCACGUCGAGUUACUAUCAACAGGGUAGGUCACAAAGAGGCGGCCAGCUUCCUGUGUUUGUUCCAAGUGAUUCCCAGCAACACUAG